Molecule: messenger RNA, 2727 nt
Organism: Histoplasma mississippiense
Lineage: Eukaryota; Fungi; Ascomycota; Eurotiomycetes; Onygenales; Ajellomycetaceae
Exons: 2
Coding region: 1-2727 (908 amino acids)
Biological process (GO): mitotic cell cycle; microtubule nucleation; spindle assembly
Cellular component (GO): gamma-tubulin complex; spindle pole; centrosome
Molecular function (GO): gamma-tubulin binding; microtubule minus-end binding
Source: RefSeq, a predicted model, not a curated record
AUGGCUCUAUCAGCAAAUGUCGGGGCACUGACUGACGAGCUCAUCAUCAUAAUUACAAACACGUCCGACAAAGCAAGUAUUCAAGCCGAUAAUCAAUGGACUUUAAAAUCCCUGGUUGAGAGGACCCUGAAGAAGAACAGUGCUGGAAGAACAGACCACUUGGAUGUUGCAAAGAGACUUGACGGCCUCCAAGAAAAAUUUCAAGUUUUAAACAAGGAUGCACUGUCCGACGCACUUCGUAUACGCCUGGAAGAGCUAAAUCAAAGGAGGAGCCAUCGGGCCCCUGAACUGUUGUCUUUGCUCUUGGAACUCUCGGAUAGGCCUGCGAUACAUUCCAAAAUCGAGGACUUGGAUUUACUUCAACGACCAGCUUCGCCCCCGCCUUUAACGUGGAAAGAUAUUUAUGCAUCGGACCCUCCCAGUGACCAGGAAGGUAUUUGGCAGGAUAUCGAUUUUGCUGCACUUUCCUCCGAUGAUGAUCUAUCAGACUUAUCGAGCGACAUAUCUAUCCCCCGAAUUAUCCCUCAACGGCCCAAGCCUCCAUUGGAUGAUUUUAAGGUCCCUGAUAGCGCUUUUUUACCAGUCGAAGAUGAGACCUUGCUUUCACGCAUCCAGGAUCUUGAGCUCUGGAGAAAUAGGGCUGCGCAAACUAGUCAGCCGAUGAAUGAGGAUGACCUGUGCCUUACUGAGUUUCAAGUAAUAAGAGAGACCAUAUUUAUGCUUCAGGACCUGCCUACUGUUUUGUUUUGGUAUUUGGACGGUAACGUUGAGGUUGAUCGGAGAUUUAGAUUGCGCCACGUAUCGCCAGUUGCCUUCGGGAACCUACUUCGCUCAUUUGGUGUCCAAGGAGCCAAAUUACAUGUUAUUCGGCAGUUUGUUAAGCGCCCCCAGAAACUUCAAUUUAUGCAAAUGUUUCAGCGCGAAGUGGAAUUUUACUUGAGUAACUUUACCAAAAAUUUAUCGCAUAUGGAAGCGGAAUACUCAAGAACAACUGAGUUUUCUACGCCGAGUUUGAUUCGACUCUACUCAGAUGUGUACGAGGAAACAUAUCUGCUACGAGAACUGUCAGACAUCAUCAACAAACUAGGCGAUCAGUCGCAAAACGAGCCGUUCCUGUGUUUGGAUUUACUCUACGAACUUGUUUGUUCGAAACAGGCGUGCGGAGACGAUAAAACUUUUCAGGAUGUGGCUAAGAUAUUUUUCAAAUGCUUCGAAGUGUAUGCAAGGCCAAUACGACUGUGGAUAGAAACUGGACUUCUGGACAGGACCUUAGGUUCAUUUUUUGUGUCUGAUUCGGGAAAGCAACUCACUGACCUAAGGACGCUUUGGCACGAAUGGUUUACACUGGACGAAGCUCAUGGACAACUUUACGCACCUAGUUUUUUUCAACCUGCAGCAAAGAAGAUUUUUACCACGGGAAGAAGCAUGAUAUUCCUUCGCCGCCUCGGCAUAGAUCCAGCGCUUUUAGACGCCCCCAAAUGUAAAAACUUUUCGUAUGAGGAUAUUUGUUCUUCAGAAUUCUUCUCUCCCUUGAUGCCAUUUACAGUACUUCUAGAGCGCUCAUUUGAUCGACUCAUUGAUUCCAACCACUCUUUUUCUUCGAACUUGUUACGGAAACAACUGGACGAACAGUGUGGCCUCUGGGUUUCCCUGGAGGCACUUGAGUACAUAUACCUGGGAAAAGACAUGUCACUUUCAUCGAUAAUCGAUCAUGAAAUAUUCGAUUUGAUUGAUAAAGGGAUUCAGUCAUGGAACGAUAGAUUCUUCCUCACCGAGCUCGCUCAAGGAGCAUUCAGUAGCCUAGCCUGUAUCGAUCCCAGUCGUCUCAUAAUCAGAUCAAAGCAGCUCGGACUUCGAGAUUUUGAACACCACUGUCGCUCCGUCCAAAUCUUGAAAGCCAUCGCCAUGGACUAUAUUCUUCCUUGGCCAGUGGCUAAUAUUAUUACAAAACAGUCACUUUUAGCAUAUCGACGUGUUUCGACUUUCCUUAUGCAAAUACGACGAGCCAAAUAUGUCGUGGAGCGGCAGCGGCUCCUAAGAUCAUUACAUUCAAAGACUGAAAGCGAGAAGAAAGACGAUGUUCUCGGGUACAGCAUUCGACACCACCUCGUCUGGUUUUUGAAUGUCCUCUACGCACAUCUCACACAGCUUGUCAUUUGCAGUUCGACGGCAAACAUGAAGGAAUCGCUAUCGAAGGUGAAAGAUGUAGAUGGGAUGAUAGCUGCUCACCAAUCAUACACCUCGUCAUUAGAAGAUCAGUGCUUGCUCUCCCCCAACCUCGCCCCGAUUUACCAGGCAGUCACAUCCCUUCUUGAUCUAUGUAUACAUUUCUCUGAUAUUCAAAUCUCGCGCCAUGGCGACAAUCAAUUCGACCAGGGAAAUAGCAGAUCACUCCGCUCCUCCACUGGGCAUCGAUAUAGGGCGAGCGGGAGCCAUAGGAGUCGUCAUUCCUGGUCCCGUGAUGAUGAAUCUAGCUCUGUUGACGAUGACGGUACCUGCGAUACUGAUGAUAGCAUGGAGGACGAGGGAAAUUUAACCAGUGUCUCGUUUCUUGAAACGUCGUACAGGAAGCGAUUAAUCGCUGUUAGGGAUAAAUUUGAGCGGUUGUGUUCGUUCAUUACGGCAGGUUUGCGGGGCAUGGGGCGCGUAGAUGGUCACAACAGUUGGGAGAUUCUUGCGGAGAAAUUGGAGUGGAGGAAGAGUACGGGUGUGAUAUAUUUGUCUUAA